AUGAAGGUGGAGGAGGAAAAGGCUGGGGUAGGGAAGCUGGACCCUGCUAACUACAGGAGGCGAUGUCAGGAUCAGGAAGACUGCCGUUCCAUCCACAUUGGGCUUUCAGUCCCCAGUUACCCUCAAAGGAAGAGAGACCAGAAGGAGCAUCUUUCAGGCCUGCAAAAGGUCCGCUGGGGCCUGAGGCCGGAUAAGCCACAGCAGGGACUGGCAGGUGCCAGCAGCAGUGUGGACCAUGUCAGCAGGACGCGGUCUCCAGCUGCUGAGCAGCUCCAGGACAUCCUGGGGGAGGAAGAUGAGGCUCCCAACCCCACCCUCUUCACAGAAAUGGACACACUGCAGCAUGAUGGAGACCAGAUGGAGUGGAAGGAGUCGGCCAGGUGGAUAAAGUUUGAAGAAAAGGUGGAGGAAGGAGGCGAACGCUGGAGCAAGCCCCACGUGUCCACACUGUCCCUGCACAGCCUCUUUGAGCUCCGGACCUGCCUGCAGACGGGGACGGUGCUGCUGGAUUUGGACAGCGGCUCCUUACCGCAGAUCAUAGAUGAUGUCAUUGAGAAGCAAAUUGAGGACGGCCUCCUUCGGCCAGAGCUCCGCGAGAGGGUCAGCUACGUCCUCCUGAGGAAACACCGUCACCAAACCAAGAAGCCCAUCCACCGCUCCUUGGCCGACAUCGGAAAGUCGGUCUCCUCCACCACCAAUCGCAGCCCAGCGCGGAGCCCGGCGGCGGGCCCGAGCCUGCAUCGCUCCACCGAGGACCUGAGGAUGCGGCAAAGCGCGCAUUACGGACACCUGUGUCACGCCCAGAGCAGAAGCAUGAAUGAUAUUUCUCACACCCCAAAUACAGACCAGCUGAAAAACAAAUUCAUGAAGAAGAUCCCCAAGGACUCAGAAGCCUCCAAUGUGCUAGUGGGUGAGGUGGACUUCCUGGACCAGCCGUUCAUCGCCUUCGUGCGUCUCAUCCAGUCUGCCAUGCUGGGAGGAGUGACCGAGGUCCCUGUCCCCACCAGAUUUUUGUUCAUACUGCUGGGACCUUCUGGGAGAGCAAAAUCCUACAAUGAAAUUGGCAGAGCCAUUGCAACCCUCAUGGUAGAUGACCUCUUCAGCGACGUGGCCUACAAAGCCCGGAAUCGGGAGGACCUGAUCGCCGGGAUCGAUGAGUUUCUGGACGAGGUCAUCGUGCUUCCCCCUGGAGAGUGGGACCCAAAUAUCCGAAUCGAGCCACCCAAGAAGGUCCCUUCCGCCGACAAGAGGAAAUCCGUGUUCUCCCCGACUGAGCUAGGCCAGAUGAACGGCUCUGUUGGGGGAGGCGGUGGAGGGGCCGCAGGGGGCGGCGCCGGAGGCGGAGGCGGAGGCGGAGGCGGAGGCGGAGGCGGAGGCGGAGGCGGCGGCGGCGGCGGUAGCGGGGCCGCCGGAGGCAGCAGCGGGGAUGACGGAGAGAUGCCCGCGGUGCACGAGAUCGGGGAAGAGCUCAUCUGGACGGGAAGGUUCUUCGGUGGCCUGUGUCUGGAUGUCAAGAGGAAGCUGCCCUGGUUCCCCAGUGACUUCUACGAUGGCUUUCACAUUCAGUCCAUCUCUGCCAUCUUAUUCAUCUACCUUGGCUGCAUCACCAACGCAAUCACCUUUGGUGGGCUUCUGGGGGAUGCCACUGACAAUUACCAGGGAGUGAUGGAGAGUUUCCUGGGCACCGCCAUGUCUGGCGCCUUGUUCUGCCUCUUCUCGGGGCAGCCUCUUAUCAUCCUCAGCAGCACAGGGCCCAUCCUCAUCUUCGAGAAGCUCCUCUUCGACUUCAGCAAAGGCAAUGGCCUGGACUACAUGGAGUUCCGCCUCUGGAUUGGCCUACACUCAGCCGUCCAGUGCCUUAUCCUGGUGGCCACAGAUGCCAGCUUUAUCAUCAAGUAUAUCACCCGCUUCACUGAGGAGGGUUUCUCCACCCUCAUCAGCUUCAUCUUCAUCUACGAUGCCAUCAAGAAGAUGAUCGGUGCCUUCAAGUACUACCCCAUCAACAUGAACUUUAAGCCUGACUCCAUCACCACCUACAAAUGCGAGUGCGUCGCCCCGGAUACAGCGAAUACAUCCUCAUUCAAUGCUUCAGCCACGCUGCCACCAAACACCAACACUUCUCUGUACAACCCCCUUAACCUCACAGCGCUGGACUGGUCCCUGCUGAGCAAAAAGGAGUGUUUGAACUAUGGUGGGCGCCUACUCGGGAACUCCUGCCAGUUUAUCCCAGACCUGGCACUCAUGUCCUUCAUCCUUUUCUUCGGGACAUACUCCAUGACCCUGACCCUGAAGAAGUUCAAAUUCAGCCGCUAUUUCCCUACCAAGGUUCGGGCCCUGGUAGCCGACUUUUCCAUCAUCUUCUCCAUCCUGCUGUUCUGUGGAAUUGACGCCUGUUUCGGCCUGGCAACCCCCAAGCUGCUCGUGCCCAGCGUCAUCAAGCCCACGCGGCCUGACCGAGGCUGGUUCGUGGCCCCCUUUGGGAAGAACCCGUGGUGGGUGUACCUGGCGAGCAUCCUGCCCGCCUUGCUGGUGACCAUCCUGAUCUUCAUGGACCAGCAGAUUACGGCCGUCAUAGUCAACCGGAAGGAGAACAAGCUGAGGAAGGCUGCUGGCUACCACCUGGACCUGUUCUGGGUGGGCAUCCUCAUGGCUCUGUGCUCCUUCAUGGGGCUCCCCUGGUAUGUGGCUGCCACGGUCAUCUCCAUUGCCCACAUCGACAGCCUCAAGAUGGAGACGGAGACCAGUGCCCCUGGGGAGCAGCCACAAUUCCUGGGGGUCAGGGAACAGAGAGUGACGGGCACCAUCGUCUUCAUCCUGACAGGGAUCUCCGUCUUCCUGGCUCCCAUCCUGAAGUACAUCCCUCUGCCCGUGCUGUAUGGAGUCUUUCUCUACAUGGGUGUGGCCUCCCUGAAUGGCAUCCAGUUCUGGGAUCGCUGCAAACUCUUCCUGAUGCCAGCCAAGCACCAGCCAGACCAUGCCUUCCUGCGGCACGUGCCCCUGCGCCGGAUCCAUCUCUUCACCCUGGUGCAGAUACUCUGCUUGGCUGUGCUCUGGAUCCUCAAGUCCACGGUGGCCGCCAUCAUCUUCCCAGUCAUGAUCCUGGGCCUCAUCAUUGUUCGAAAGCUUCUGGACCUCAUCUUCUCCCAGCACGAUCUAGCCUGGAUUGACAACAUCCUCCCAGAGAAGGAGAAGAAGGAGGCAGAUAAGAAGAAGAAGAGAAGAAAAGGGGCCCAAGAGGACAGUGAUGAGGAGCCCCAGUUCCCUCCUCCCUCAGUUAUAAAGAUUCCCAUGGAAAGUGUCCAAUCAGAUCCCCAAAUCGGUAUCCACUGCAUUACCAGAAAAAGAUCUUCCAGUUGGAGUUACUCACUCUGAUUCUUCCUUCAGUGAUUCAGAACUCGACCGAAGCAUCACCCUGCACUUCAAAAUUUCCUGUCCGGCUUCGCCUGCCUUCAACUACGCACAGAGCCCGGUCUUCAUGGUGCCGCAGGUGAAGAUCGAGAUGGAGUCGGACUGUGACUUCACAGACGUGGACAGAUUUGCAAGAGACGCUGAUGGCGAGACAACCCUCUAGGUCGGAGCUUCCCCCAGGUGGGGCACAAUCUGUCCUCAUUGUGAGCUUCUGGGCCAAAACCAUUCACUUUUCUGAGCCUGUUUCCUUAUUUACCAAACAGAGGGAGUGAUUUCGCUUGACAGAAAACUGGAGAUCUGUUGACAAAAAGUACUGCUUACGUGCAAAGCCCUUCGUUUCCCUUUGUAGUUAUGAAAAUAACUAAAGCUAAAUGUUACAUCUAAUUUUAAAAUGCAGUCCAGCAUAGAAAUUAUAACAUUUCUUUUGAAAUGAAAAAAAUGCUUGCCUCUUAAAACUGUAGCUAAGAUAAAGGGGCAAUAGUCAAUUUUUCUUUAAAACAAGUAUCAGCUAAGAUUUUUUUUUAAAGCUUAGAUUUUAAACUAUCUAGAUGGUCUUGAAAGAACUGUUAAAAUACUUGUAC
Molecule: messenger RNA, 3989 nt
Organism: Camelus dromedarius (Arabian camel)
Lineage: Eukaryota; Metazoa; Chordata; Mammalia; Artiodactyla; Camelidae
Gene: SLC4A5
Product: solute carrier family 4 member 5
Exons: 26
Coding region: 1-3372 (1123 amino acids)
Biological process (GO): bicarbonate transport; renal system process; regulation of intracellular pH
Cellular component (GO): plasma membrane
Molecular function (GO): solute:inorganic anion antiporter activity; sodium:bicarbonate symporter activity; monoatomic anion transmembrane transporter activity
Source: RefSeq, a predicted model, not a curated record